AUGCAUGCACCAUUGUCGUCGUCUGCGCACCAGUUAGCAUCAGUGAUGAGCAUCGAGACCUUCAUCCGCAAGCUCGCCACAAUGUACACGGCCCAGGACAAUGAGACGCGUCGCGCUGCCACCAUGGACGUCCUGGAGGCGGAGGAUCGAAUGGGUCCCGAGGAAAUACUUCAAAUUGGUGUGGGCCUACUGCGUGUUUCGGACCACGGCGUCGCAGUGCAAGCCUACGGCGCCGUCCUUUUGAGACGUGCCGUGGCGUCGGGUCGUCUCGCUGCAGAAAAGGUCCCCUAUAGUGAUAUUAUGAUGUGGUACCUCAAUGAGCCCUCGCUGUGUCGCCUGCUCUGCGGCGACCUGGUCGACCUCAUCACGGAGUGCAUGCUGUAUGAGUGGCCAGAGCGGUAUCCGCACUUCAUGGAGCAGGUCUGUCCACCACAGGCGCAACUUGCCAAACAUCCACGUAAGGUGCGUCUGCUCUCCACGCUCGUUGUGCGGCUUAUGGAUCCACAUCUCGGCAAUGUGCCGCUGCAUCGCAUGAAGCAGCCCAAACGGGCUCUCUCCGCUAACACCAGUGUGAUUUUGGUGGAGACGAUUCAAGCGCUCUUUGACCUCUACACUGCGGCGGGUGGUGAGCGGUCCCAGGAGUUAGCUGAGCCUACCCGUGAAUCUAUUAUAGACUGCCUGACUAUUACGGUGAAUUUGGCCUCGGGCGUCCCCGUGCGGCAGUGGUGGGAGGUGGGGUUAGGGAAUACGCUGUCGGUGCUGGUGCGCUGGCCGCCCGUGGCGC
Molecule: messenger RNA, 784 nt
Organism: Trypanosoma rangeli
Lineage: Eukaryota; Euglenozoa; Kinetoplastea; Trypanosomatida; Trypanosomatidae
Exons: 1
Source: RefSeq, a predicted model, not a curated record